Messenger RNA from Impatiens glandulifera, 831 nucleotides. RefSeq names its product heat shock 70 kDa protein-like. Gene Ontology annotation, cellular component: cytoplasm. The record is from RefSeq and is a predicted model, not a curated record. Gene Ontology annotation, molecular function: heat shock protein binding; ATP-dependent protein folding chaperone; ATP hydrolysis activity. Gene Ontology annotation, biological process: protein refolding; cellular response to unfolded protein. NCBI's taxonomy places the organism in Eukaryota, Viridiplantae, Streptophyta, Magnoliopsida, Ericales, Balsaminaceae.
AUGUUAGGCCGACCAAUACCCAACAAGGUUGUUGCCUACGGUGCUAUAGUUCAAGCUGUCAUUUUGAUUCUUAUAGACGUCACUCCCCUCUCGCUUAGAUUGGAAACAAGUGGAGGCAUAAUGUUAGUUUUAAUUCCUAGGAACACUAGUAUUCCCACAACGAUGGAGAAAACUUUUUGUGUUUUGAUUAAAGUUUACGAAGGAGAGAGAUCCUUCACGAUAGACAAUAACUUUCUAGGAAAAUUCAAGCUUUUAGGAAUCCCCCCUACUCCUACCUAUGUUUCUCAAAUAACUAUAUGUUUUGACAUCGACGAGAACGGGAUCCUGAAUGUUUCAGCAAAGGUAGAGAAUUUCAGAGAGAAGAGUAUGAUAACGAUGACAAAUGAGAAAUGGAGGUUAUGUGUAGAAGAUAUAGAGAAGAUGAUGCAAGAGGCAGAGAAGUACAAGUUGGAGGAGGACGAGAUACAGUCACAAAAGAGGAGUGGAGACACAGCUGAGGACUAUGCUUACAAAAUGAGGAGCAAAGUCAAGAAGAUGAGGUAUAAGUUGACAUAUGGUGACAAGAAGAAGAUAGAUGAUACAAUAGAGGAAGCAUAUAUACAAUUGGACGACAAUGAAAUGGCAACCAAGGCAGAUGUGUUUGAGGAAAAGCUGAAAGAGAUAAAAAGGGUGUGCAACCCCAUUACUGGUUUUGGGGAACCCAGAAUGAGGAAGUUAAUUGAUUAUAUAUUGCUGCUGAAUUCCACACAACAACUUGAUCCCACAAUUCCAGAAAAAACAGAAUUAGAGGGGGAUGCAGUCUUUCAAAAUUACUAUCAUGGCCCUGCAUAA